UAUCUAUUUUUUUAAAAAGAUGAUGGCAAUGUGUUCUAAGAAGGCCUAUCUGAAAAGAAGGUCUGCUGAUAACAAAUGUAAAAUUUCAUUUCUAAUUUAUAGAUGAUGUUGAUACAAAUAUUUUCCAAGUUAAGUUUGAUUGUUUAAAAGAAAAUGUAGUAAAAAUACAUUAGGGUGAUCCUGUUAUAUGUUAACAAUGUGAGACAGUUUUAAAUAAAUAUUCUAAAAUAGAAGAUGAUGUUUAAAAUCAAUAAUUCGGAAAGUAAAUUUGGGUAUGCGAAUUUUGCAAUCACAAAAAUUAAAUCUAAAUAGAGAAAGAAGAGAUUCCAAUUAAUGAAGACACAGUUUAUUUAAUAAAAUCAGCUUAAGAAUAACAAAUGUAAAUUGAGGAUGGUGAUAAUUCAAUAGUUUUUUGUAUUGAUACAAGUGGUUCUAUGUCAAGCACAGUAGAGAUAAAAGGAAAGGUUAAUUUCAAACAUGGAAUAUCAGCUGAAGAAUAUGAAAUGCUUAAAUAAUUUAUUGAACCUGGUGAUGAACAUUAAAUAUGGCCAUAAUUUAAUACUAAACAUGUUACACAUGUAUCUCGAAAAUAAUGUGUUAUGGCAGCAAUAGAAUAAUAAAUAGGGGAAAUAAAAAAGAAGAAUCCAAAUAAAAUAGUUGGAUUAGUUACUUUUAAUAAUGAAGUAGUAGUAUAUGGAGAUGGUUCUGAAGUACCAAUAACAAUAGCUGGAGAUAGACUAUUUAAAUAAGAUGAAAUAGAGAAUCUAUUAAAUGUGACAGCAAAAUAGUUAAUGAAAUAUCCAGUUAAAGUAUAAGCUGAAAUAUUAACAAAAAAAUUCGAGAAAUUAUAAGAGAAAGGUUAAACCGCAUUGGGACCUGCAUUAAUAUCAGCCUUAUAAUUAGCUAAAAUUGGUAAACCUGGUUCAAUGAUCAUUAUAUGUACAGAUGGUUUAGCCAAUUUGGGAUUAGGAUCAUUAGAUAAUGAUGCUAAUAAAUAAUUUUAUGAAGAUUUAGGUGUUUUUGCUUCAUAAUGUGGUGUAGUAAUAUCAGUAGUGACAAUAAAAGGAGAAGGAUGUAAAGUUGAUAUUUUAGGAGCUUUAUGUGAAAAAACAAAUGGAACUGUUACUAGAGUUAAACCUGAAGAUAUUGAAAAAGAUUUUGCUAAUAUUUUAAAAGAUGAAUUAGUCGGUACUUAAGUAGAAUUAUUUGUUAAUUUACAUCGUGCAUUAAAAUUUAGAGGAGAAGAUGAUCCAAAUCUUGGAAAUAAACUUAAAAGAGAAAUAGGUAAUGCUACUAUUGCUACUACAUAAACUUUUGAAUAUCAAGUUAAAAAUGAUUAAGAAUUAUAAAAAGAAUAAAUUGAUAUUAAAGAUUUAAAAACUGUUCCAUUCUAAAUUAAAGUUAUUUAUACUAAUUUACAUGGAGAUAGACUAAUGAGAGUUGUUACUUAAUAAGUUUCUACUACUGAAAAUGUUAAAGAAGCUGAAGAAGAAGCUGAAGUUGAAGUUAUUCAUAAAAGAAUGGCAUAAAAAACUGCAUAAAUAGCUAAAAAAGGAAAUUAUUAAGAAGCAUAAACAUAUAAUCUUUAAUGGGAUGGUUAUGUUUAAAAAAAUGCAUAAAUUAAUAGUAAUACCUCUAAUUAAUAAAAAAAUUAAACUUUCCUAACACAUAAUACAAAAUUAUAAACAGCUGUAUAAAAAUAAGAAUUUAGAAAAGAUAAAACAGUUUCAGCACCAACGUAAUAAUAUUUAUUAUAAUAAUAAUAAUAACAAUAAUAAUAAUAAUAAUAAUAAUAAUAAUAAUAAUAAUAAUAAUAAAAAUAAUAAACAAGUUUUCUUGAUAAAGUUGCUAAUUUUAUUAAAGGAGAAGAUAAAAAAUAAUAAUAAUAACUUCCAUAAGUACGAUAAUAAGCAAUUCCUUAAAAACAAAUGAAAAAAAUGAAAGCACCAACAAAUUAAUAAGCAUAAAAAAUAAAAAUAGAAAAAAUAUAAGAAAAAGAAUAAGAAAAAAUUGAAAGUUGUUCAGAUGAAGAUGAAGAAAUGGCAGAUCUUUAUUAAUUUGAAUAAGGAAAAUAUUGAAUUAUAUUAAUUUUAUAAUGAUA
Molecule: messenger RNA, 2101 nt
Organism: Paramecium sonneborni
Lineage: Eukaryota; Ciliophora; Oligohymenophorea; Peniculida; Parameciidae
Source: the annotation of a GenBank genome assembly